AUGCAGGAUGUAGAACUAGUUUCAGACAUUAUGCUAAGUCUGAAGGAUAUGUUUGGUGAGCAAGGCCGUUCUGCAAGACAAGAAACCAUGAGGCAAAUUUAUAAUACCAAAAUGACUGAUGGAAAUUUAGUUAGGGAGCAUUGUCUUAUAAUGAUCUCUAAUCUGAAUACAUUGGAAGUUUUAGGUGCUGAUAUUGAUGGAGAAUCCCAAGUGGAUAUGAUACUCCAGUCACUAUUGGAAUCAUUCAAGGAAUUCAAACUCAAUUAUAAUAUGAACAAAAAGAUUUAUUCUUUUUUUGAAUUAAUGAAUGAGUUGGUAGCAGCAGAAGGCAUUCUUGGUACUUCUAGUGUUGAUUCCAAUAUGGCUGAAGCUUCUACUUCUCAACCUAAGUCGAAAGACAAGGGUAAGAAGAAGAAGAAGAAGAAGGACUUCACCAAGUAA
Molecule: messenger RNA, 441 nt
Organism: Quercus robur (English oak)
Lineage: Eukaryota; Viridiplantae; Streptophyta; Magnoliopsida; Fagales; Fagaceae
Exons: 1
Coding region: 1-441 (146 amino acids)
Source: RefSeq, a predicted model, not a curated record